AGCCCGGCUCGGAGAGCCUUCAAGGCUUCCGCGUCCUCGAAAGGUCGCGCUGUCGAAACUCUGUGGGCCCGAGGGAAGUGAAGCCUCUUCCGGGACCACCCCUUGGGACACGUCGGCCAAAGGAGGUCGUUAGACACUCUUUCCCAAACCGCCCCCAAGAUCCUACUGGUCCGCGCUGGCUCGGAGCGAGCACGCAGCCCCCCACCCCCAUCCUCCUUUUCCUUUACGGUACCCUUUUUAGGCUACCCGCUCCCCACCCACGUCCACACCAGCGGGCGGGACCAGGGUGUGGGCGGGGCCAGACGGGUGUCGCUCCUCUGGGUUGGAGGACCCCUUUAGAGUCCCGGAACUGCGCAGAGAAUUGGAGACCAAGCAGUAGGAUCAAGGGUCAACCAUGGCAGCGAUGUUUAGGCGAUGCUGCGGGGUCCUAAAAAGUCUUUCUCAUUCUGACUGGAGAUCACAGCAUACAAAAGCUGCCCUACGACGUGAACCAGGAUUGGGAUUUAAUUUUGAGCUCACUGAACAGCAAAAAGAGUUUCAAGCUACUGCUCGUAAAUUUGCCAGGGAAGAAAUAAUCCCAGUUGCUGCAGAGUAUGAUAAAACUGGCGAGUACCCUGUGCCCCUAAUUAAAAAAGCAUGGGAACUUGGUUUAAUGAAUACACACAUUCCAGGGAGUUGUGGAGGUCUUGGACUUGGAAUUUUUGAUGCUUGUUUAAUUACUGAAGAAUUGGCUUAUGGAUGUACAGGGGUUCAGACUUGUAUUGAAGCAAAUUCUUUGGGGCAAAUGCCUGUUAUCAUUGCUGGAAAUGAUCAACAACAAAAGAAGUAUUUGGGGAGGAUGACUGAGGAGCCAAUGAUGUGUGCCUACUGUGUAACAGAACCUGGAGCUGGCUCUGAUGUUGCUGGUAUAAAGACCAAAGCAGAAAAAAAAGGAGAUGAAUAUAUUAUUAAUGGUCAGAAGAUGUGGAUAACCAAUGGAGGAAAAGCUAAUUGGUAUUUCUUAUUGGCUCGUUCUGAUCCGGAUCCUAAGGCUCCUGCUGGUAAAGCCUUUACUGGAUUUAUUGUGGAAGCAGAUACCCCAGGAGUGCAGAUUGGAAGAAAGGAAUUAAAUAUGGGUCAGCGAUGUUCAGAUACAAGAGGAAUUGUCUUUGAAGAUGUGAAAGUGCCUAAAGAAAAUGUUUUAAUUGGUGAGGGAGCUGGUUUUAAAAUUGCAAUGGGAGCUUUUGAUAAAACCAGACCACCAGUAGCAGCUGGUGCUGUGGGACUAGCACAAAGGGCUUUGGAUGAAGCUACCAAGUAUGCCUUGGAGAGGAAAACUUUUGGAAAGCUGCUUGUAGAGCACCAAGGAAUAUCAUUUUUGCUGGCUGAAAUGGCAAUGAAAGUUGAACUAGCAAGAUUGAGUUACCAGAGAGCAGCUUGGGAGGUUGAUUCUGGUCGCCGAAAUACUUACUAUGCCUCUAUAGCAAAGGCAUUUGCUGGAGAUGUUGCAAAUCAGUUAGCUACUGAUGCUGUGCAGAUUUUUGGGGGCAAUGGAUUUAAUACAGAAUAUCCUGUAGAAAAACUAAUGAGGGAUGCCAAGAUCUAUCAGAUUUAUGAAGGUACAGCACAGAUUCAAAGACUUAUUAUAGCCCGCGAACACAUUGGCAAGUAUAAAAAUUAAAGAGAUUGCUAUAAAACAUGAUUAAUUGUUGAGUAAUUAGAACAUAAUCUACUAUUUAAGAUAAAGGGCUUUACGAUAUUUCUGGUAAAAUUUUAAAAUAAUUGCUCUUACACUGAACCCAUACUACUGAUUCUAAUACUAGCUUUCCGCUUUUGUUUAAAUGACUUAUUUUUUCUCAAACAGGUUUGGUUUCACUAAAAUUAUGUGUUAUCCAUAUACCACUGUACUUGAAUUACAUUAACCUAGAAAAGUACAUUUGUUUUGUUAUUCUAACCACUUAAAGUAACAGAAAUUUUUUGGAUUUCAAUAUUUUUCCAAUGACAUUUUUGAAAAGUAGGCUUAUAAAAAUAUUCAGAAUGUUCCAAAAUUUACAUUGAGAAAGAAUUAUAGGAUUUGGAUGCUAUCAAAUAACUUACUGGUGACUUUGUAGACUUCAUGGUAUUCUACUGGAGGAGUUUAUUUUGCUACAAUUUGGAAAGUAUUUGUUUUCAGUUUUGUAUAGUAAUAGUCAAAAAUGUGAUGUUCUUAUUCUCUCAUCAUACAAUGACCAGAAGUUAUUGGAAUCUUGUUUAAAUCUGAGCCUACAUGUCACUUGGCCUUAUUUUAAAAUAAAUCAAUAAAAUUUGCCUUAAAAUAUUUUUAUGAUUCUUGAUAUCUGAGUAGCCUUUGGUCUGUUGUACACAAUCUUAUUUCAUGUGUGUGCAUUAUGAAAAGAAAUAAAAUUGUUCAGUGCUUA
Neofelis nebulosa (Clouded leopard) is the source of this 2396-nucleotide messenger RNA. It is a transcript of the gene ACADM, whose product is annotated as acyl-CoA dehydrogenase medium chain. Gene Ontology annotation, cellular component: mitochondrion. Lineage: Eukaryota; Metazoa; Chordata; Mammalia; Carnivora; Felidae. The transcript is spliced from 12 exons. The record is from RefSeq and is a predicted model, not a curated record. Bases 395 to 1660 code for a protein of 421 amino acids. Gene Ontology annotation, molecular function: flavin adenine dinucleotide binding; medium-chain fatty acyl-CoA dehydrogenase activity. Gene Ontology annotation, biological process: fatty acid beta-oxidation; medium-chain fatty acid catabolic process.